Molecule: messenger RNA, 7324 nt
Organism: Galleria mellonella (greater wax moth)
Lineage: Eukaryota; Metazoa; Arthropoda; Insecta; Lepidoptera; Pyralidae
Product: dymeclin
Exons: 17
Coding region: 146-2314 (722 amino acids)
Biological process (GO): Golgi organization
Cellular component (GO): Golgi apparatus
Source: RefSeq, a predicted model, not a curated record
GAUGACAGUUAAAUGACGAAUUUGCAUUGAAAUUGAGGAUGGAUUCGUGGCUAAUUAUUUUCUAAUAAAUCGGUGUUUUAACAUUAAUAAAUCCAUAUAUUUAUGAUUUUACCGUGUUAUAAUUGACUCAAUUUAAAGGACAACAAUGGGUGUUGCAAUAAGCAGAUACUCGGAGCUGUCAUCUAAUGAACUGCUUGCGAGAUUCUGCUCCAAGGAAGUGAUAUGCGCCAAUGAUCCCUUCUGGAACCAGCUGUUGGCUUUCAAUAUCAAUCCACCAGCCUCUGCAGAAGAGCAACUGGUGUUUGACUCAAGCGCGGAGUGUCUCCUACAGAAGUUUUUACAGAACAAUCCACAGACUGGCAACCUCGGUUCGUUGGUACAAGUUUUCAUAACCAGAGCCACGGAGUUGCUGGCCUCUCCUAAUAGUGAUAAUGUAAUGUUAGCAUGGCAAACGUACAACGCCUUAUUCGUAAUUCGGGCUGUGAGCAAGUAUUUAGUUGAAAUGGUGCCAGAGUAUGAACUGUGCCGCCAUCUAGACGUGCAGGCCGAGAGGAGAGUGGCCAACGGACCGGUCGACAGGGACGCCGAUUCAGUUACUCCAAACCCUCAAGAUCAGAACGCUGACCAGCCGUCGCCACAUGAUCAAAAGGUCACAGAGUCACCUAAGAUCCUCGGCGCGGAGAGUCGAGUGGAAGUUUUAAUUGAUGCGUUAAUUGGAUUAAUCAUUGAUAUACCGGUCACUGAUAACACAUACUAUUUACACCUGGAGUGUAUAAACACGCUGCUGGUACUAAUGUCCGUCUACAUGUUCGCCGGCGUCCACGGACAGACGCGACUUGUGGAGACGUCACUUAUAUACAGAACCCUCUUCCAAGGCAGAUACGGUAUGCACGCGCCUUUGUUAGUGAAGACGCUGCUGGUCAACCUGUCGAGCAUGCUGCCAGCGCCGCCGAGCAUGUUCGGCACCUCAGCUGCCGGUGGCAGUUUACUUAUAAACAUUGCUUCGGGACUCCUCAGCAUGCUGCGCUUCACGUCGUCCACGCAGACGAUCUACACGCAUCCCCCUGUAGACAGGCACGAGCUGCUCGUGCGUCUCAAACGGGAGCACCCUGUAGCGAACCAGUCGUGCCUACUGCUGCUCGCCCUCGCCAACCAUUGUAUGAACGAAGACAAUUUGUACAGGAACGCGUUGCUGUGCUGUGAAGACACUGCUGAAACAGUUGCGACGACGCCACAGAAAGACUCGAACACGAGCGUGACUCAAGUCACCCCGCCGCGGGUCGACAUGACAGCUCUCCACAAGGCGCUGUGCGCGACCGCCGGCUGCGAGCACUCCACCCUGCUGCUGUACCUGAUGCUGCACUCGUGUAACGCCUACAAGAGGCACAUAGCCAGCGACCCACACAUUGAGAAUUUGAUAGUGCCAAUACUGCAAGUGUUGUACAACGCGCCGGACAGCAACUCCCACCACAUAUACAUGUCACUGAUAGUUCUCCUCAUCCUCACCGAAGAUGAUGCCCUCAUCAAGAAUGUCCAUCAAAUUAUGCUGAAGAACCUCACGUGGUACACGGAGCGGUCCAUAUCGGAGAUCUCGCUGGGCGGUCUGAUGGUGCUUGUAAUAGUUCGCGCGCUGCAGUACAACAUGGCGCGCGUGAGAGACAAGUACCUGCACACGAAUUGUCUCGCCGCCAUCGCGAACAUGAGCUGUGAAUUCCGAAAUCUUCAUCCGUAUGUCGCGCAGCGGUUAAUAUCACUGUUUGAAACGCUGACGAAGCGGAGAGCGAGACUUUGUGCAGAAGUAGAAGGCGGUGACAUUAACACUCUAGACUUACCACAUCACGCAGAAGAGAAGACAGAAGAAAUUAUGGACCAUAUAAGCGUGUUGGACGAGGUGCUCCGGAUGCUGCUGGAGAUCAUCAACUCGUGCCUCAGCCACCAGUUGGUCAACAACCUGAACAUGGUGUACGCGCUCCUGCACAAGAGGCAACUGUUCCAAAUGCACCACAGCCACCACAUCACGCAAAACAUAGAGAUGGUAAUAGGAUAUUUUUCGACGCGCCUACAACGGGUGCAAGAGGGCGCUGGCGGCGACCUGGGCGUCACGGAGGUGCUCGCCUGUAUCAAGAAGGGCGCCGAGCAGUGGUCCAGCGAUAGGCUUAAGAAAUUCCCCGACCUAAAAUUCCGAUACGUGGAGGAGGAGCGACCUGAGGAAUUCUUCACGCCGUACGUGUGGGGACUGAUCAGCAAUUGCGGCGGCGUGUACUGGGCAAGCGAGUGCGGCGCGCGAGCAGUCGGCGAUCUGCUCGCUUGCUGAUCGCUCGUGUCCGCCAUUUUGUGUUGUUUUUAAUCGACUUCGAAACGUCAACUUGACAUGUGUCAAAGUGACAGAGGAUGCGAAGAUUUUUCAGAAAUGUAUAUAGUUUGGGCUCUGUUAAUGUGCAUUGUAUAGAAAAAAAGCUAAUCCCAAUUGCGUUCGGAUUUUAAAUAUCUUUUCUUAAAAUGUUGCUUUGUUUUCUGGCACAAAUUAAUUUUUAAUUCAUCAGUAAAGCCCUUAGUUCGUUUACCAUUAAGUUACAUAAAAAAAAAAUAUGCAACAUAAAUUCAGACAUGUUUUUUUUUCAACUUCGAUAUAUGAAAUUGAAAAAUAGGCAAAAAUAAUGUUUUAUAAAUGUACAGAACCUGGGCCCGAUUAAUAUACACUAUGUACGAUAAUUGUAAAUCGUAAUGUAUAAAAAUAAAAAAAAAUAUAUGCUCACGACAGUACAAUAGGGGAGUCAGUGACAUCUGUCGACGGUUCCCGUUGUGGUGAACGUAACACUCGUCACGCCCAUAUUGCGCCGAGCAUGUUGGAAUGCAACGCGGCACAGAGGCGAACCUGCCGCCGUCACUCGGACUAAAUUAAUUGCUAUUUUUAUCAGAAUUGAAUAAUAAACACUGAUAUUUAUAAAAAACAUAAAAUUUAUUAAUUAUUUUAUAAUUUUAACAUGAAUGUCACAAGCUGGGCUGAUAUAUUGAAAAAUAUAAUUCAUAAAUACUGUCAAUUAAAUGAAUUUGAAAAAAAGAACUCCUUUUGCUUUCCAAAUAGAAGUCGUUUACUGGCCAUUUUCAACACACUCCAAAUUGGAAUUUACAGAAGGUUGUCUUUUUUUUUUUAAUGUUUGUUACCUCAUAACUCCGUCAGUUGUAAACCGAUUUGAAAUACUCUGUUUUAUUUGAAAGGAUCUUACUUACAGAUCAUUUCAAUAAAAGGUAGUUUAGUUUUUAUAUCAGAAUAACUGAUUUUGUUACAACUUUGAAGUCGGUUUUUUGUGGAACUCACUCUUUUUAAUUAUAAGCUCUGUGAUGCGUAGAUACAAUAAUUUAUUUUGAGUCUUAUAGUCUAUUUCGAUAGAACAUAAUAAAAAAAUAUAUAUAUAUAAACAAAAAAAAAACAUAAAUCAAUUAUAAGACUGUCCGCUGAUAUCCAACAAAUAAUGAUCUAACAAAGAAAAAAAUCGAUUCAAGUAGAAUCUGGAUUAUUCAAAUCGAAUAAUACCAGGAAUUUUUUUUUUACAACACAGGGGGCAAACGAGCAUGCGGCUCACCUGAUGGUAAGUGACUACCGCCGCCCAUGGUCACCCACAACACCUACGGCAUUGCAGGUGUGCUGCCGGAAAAAAAAAGGAAUAUGCUCUUUUCUUGAAAGUUAUGUUGUCGUAUCGGUUCGGAAAUACUGCUGCUAGAAGUUGAUUCCAAAGAAUGGUUGUGCGUGGGAGAAAGUGCCUUGAAAAACGCACGGUGGAGGACCGACACUCGUCUAGUUGGUUGGGAUGAAAUUCCGUAUAAUCGAAAAUCCGGAUAAUCGACUUCAAACUCAAUUAGAACAAUACAUAAUUUUUUUUAUGUAAAGGGUUUUAUAUGCGUCAUUUAGACAAAACGAUAUAAAGAAAAUUACGAGCGAUAACGACAAUGGAUUACAUAAUACCCAUUUACCCAAUUAAUACAUAAUACAUAUUUCUAAAUUCGGUAAUUAGAGCAGUGAAGAUAAGUCCGGAUAAUCGAAUAUUCGGAUUCUACUGUAAUCGAUCGAAUGUAUCGAUUCUAAUAUCAUUUAACGAGUGUUCAUGGAAUAAUUUCAAUAAAGUUGGUCGGUUUUCAUUGAAUUCUAUUGAAAUAGAUUAUAUACUUUUAACAUUUAUACAGUACAAUAAUAUAAUUUGUAUAAGAUUAUUUAUUUAUUUAUUUAUUCUCUUAGAAAUAUAAUAUUAAUUAGAAACAAUAUUUCGAAUGUUUUUAUAUACGUAUUUGUAUAUAAAAAAAUUUUUUUGGAGUUCGCACGUCCUUGCGACUGUGUGAGUUACCGAGUAGUUACUAAAAACACAUCCCAGAACAUUCCAGACCAUAGACAAUUUUGAAAAGUCUCUCGUGUUGACCCGAGCGAGAAUCAAACCCAAUGUCUUAUCAUUCUUCAUAAAUGAAUGUCGUCAAAGAUGAUAACUUUUUUAAAUAUAUUAAUAUUAUGAAGAGGAAAGAUUUGAAUGUUUUUUUUUUAUACAACUUAGAAUGGCAAACAAGCUGACGGUUCACCUGAUGGAAAGUGGUAACCGUCGCCUAUAGACAUGAGCAGUACCAUGGACAUAACAAAGUAUACUGUUUCGCCCAUGAUACCCCCCAUGCGUUGCCAUUCCUGAGGACUCAGGUGUUAUUCCUCUGUAUCCAGUAAAUUCACGCCAUAUCCCACCCUUCAAACCGAAACACAGCCAUGCAAACACAACUGCUUCACGGUUGAAACACGUUUAUAAAUGGAUAAACUUAAAAACUACUCCAUGUGGAUUUAUAAAAAUUCUUUCACUUGUAAAAAAACUACAUUGGUAUCAAUUAUGAACUGCCUUUGUCUAAAUUUCUAAAAUCAAACUUUUAAUUCGAUAUCACAGGGAAAUCUCUACGGUUUUUUUUUUCUUUCAUAUCACUGAGGUGGCAAACAAGUAUAGGGCCCACCUGAUAGUAAGCGGUUUUUGUAGUCUAUGAAUGCCUGCAAUACCAGAGACAUUAUCCACGAAUUGCUGACCCUAAAGAAACAUUUUUUUACCAGUGUUUUUUUAUGAAGAACCACGUACUGUAGUCUUGGUGAAACCUCGACAAAGAAAAACCAAAGGUUGUCUGUAAGAGAUUGCCCUAACGAUAGGACCGCUUUUUGCACCUUCAUGUAUAUAUUUAAAUCCGUACUUUAUGCUACUAUAUUUCAUAAUUAUUCAUUUGCCAUUUUUUUUUAUUGGAUGAGUGGUAACCCCGCCUGCGCUAACGGGAUACGCUGGCGGAGCACCAGUGAAGGGUGAUAGAUGAGAAUGAAAACAGGCCAGUUAGCCCAGCAUGAUAAAUUCAUCAGGAAUUAACCAUGAUAGUUUCCAGGGGCAACCGCGAGGAGGUCGACCUGGUUGGAUAUAUUGCUAGCAAUGGGAUUCUUAGUCUCCAUUACUAACAAUCCCUUUCCCCCAUUCAAUUGCCAUUGUAAUAUUUUUGUUUCUGGUGCAAUAAAGAGAUAAAUAAAUAAAUAAAAAAUCACCUAUAACGCUAUUUCUAUCAUUGAUAGACAAGCAGAUGAAGGUUGUAUAAAGAUAUUUUUUAUACCACUGAGGUGGCAAACAAGCAUAGAGUCCACCACCAACAAGUGAUUACCAUAAGUCUAUGAACGCCUGCAAUACCAAGGGUAUUACGCGCGUGUUACCGAUCCUAAAGAAACCUCUACUCAUUCUUUUUAGAACCCCAUGCUGUAGUCUCUUGGAAAAACUUUGAUAGGCAGCUUAUUCCAUAACCUCAGCGUUCGUGGGAGGAAACAUCUCUGAAAUCGCGUUGUACACGACUGUCUAGGCUCUAAGGUACGCGGGUGAACUCUCUCUGUCAGGGGGAAGGGACUGUUAGCAAUGGGGUCUAAUGAACCCAUUGCUAGCAAUAUACUAUCAGGUCGACCUCCACGUGGUUCCCCCUGGAAACCAUCGUGAAUAAUUCUUGUUGAAUUCGUCACAAUGGACUAACUGACCUGCUUGAUCCUCACCUAUCAUCCUUCACUGGUGCCCCGCCGGUGUAUACCGAAAGCGCGGGCGGGGUUACCAUUCCAUUAUCACCCAUUAAAAAAACUCCCUGUCAAUGACGAGCUGUACGUUGGUAGAAAGUGUUGGUGGACAUCAUAUUGAACAAUUUCUCUGACCACAGUGCUUAUGUAUUAAUGAUAAGACCCAAUAUGAAUUAAUUUUGUAAUAGCUUUGCAUUGGUCCAUAAAAUAGUAAUUUCCCAAAAUUUACAAAUUAAAAUAUUUGAUUAAGAAGAGAAAUUUAGAAUGAAGGCACCUCAGAAUCGACCCUAUUAUAUCAGUGAGUAAAGUGAUACAAUAUUUUUAAAAAUUCUGUCUACCCGAGCGAAGCCGGGCCGGGUACCUAGUUGCACUAUAACAUUGAAGGAUUGCAUUUCAGAACAAUGUUCAAACCAUUUUUUUUUUUAUACAACUUAGAAUGGCAAACAAGCUGACAGCCCACCUGAUGGAAAGUGGUAACCGUCGCCUAUAGACAUGAGCAGUACCAUGGACAUAACAGAGUAUAUUGUUUCGCCCAUGAUACCCCCCAUGCGUUGCCAUUCUUGAGAUUCCUCUAUACCCUGUAAAUUCACGCUAUACCCCAUACUGCUUCACGGUUGAAACACGAAUGGGACAGAGGUACCCAAGCAAUCGAAUUUUGUACAAAGUCUCCCUUUGGACUCAUAGACUGUUUAAUGUACUACGUCAUAAUCUGUGGUUCAAAGUAACUCUAGUACAUUUGAGGAAAAUAGCAUAUUUGGUUAGUUUAAAAUCUACCAAAAAAUCAGUGCUAACAAACGUUAGCACUAUAAAUAAUAUGUAAAAAAAAGUAAAUAAUUUGUCAAUCAAUACUCAUACUGUUAUAAUAGGCGUAUUGAGGCGUAGGCGUAUUUGAGGAGGGGGGGAGGGGGCACCUUAAGGCAUAAACAAUACAGACAUGUCCGAGAUCACUUGGCCGCAAUGACCACAACAGAAUAUCAGCGUUUUGAUCUUUUGAGGGCAAAGAAAUAAAUCGAGUUGUGACCAUUUUGCGUUACUUUGACGCACUCACGAGAAAUUGUGUAACCUCUUUUAUGUACUUUAUUUUUUUUUUUGUAUUAUGUUUUUUAUGUAUGUACCAAUAUCUAAUGUUAUUUGUGUGAUGUAAGUAAUGCAAAUAAAUUAUAUAUCUAUCUAUGUGCUCUUUUUAAGGGGUCAGACCCCCUCGAAUAAUAGUCUUAAAUACGCCAAUGAUAAUAACGUCUAAGAGUUGACAAUAAAAAAGAUUACUGAAUCAAA